UGAGGGGGUUACUGGGAAAUAAGCGACCGACACAGGGCGCCAUAUUGCUCUCAGCUGUAGUACAGGGGGAGCUUGUGUCAAAGAAGAAUAUCUAAACAUAUACAUUUCCCUGAGAUUUGUCAUCUUAAAUGGACGCCAUGGCGAGCCCAGGGAAGGAUAACUGUAGGAUGAAGAGCUACAAGAACAAAGCCCUUAACCCGCAGGAGAUGCGCCGGAGAAGGGAGGAAGAGGGCAUUCAGCUCCGCAAACAGAAGCGAGAGGAGCAGUUAUUUAAAAGGAGGAAUGUGUGUGUGCCUGCGGGCGAGGAGUCGAUGUUGGAAUGUCCCAUCCAGGAUCCAGAUGUCAGCUCAACUGUACCAGUCUCAGGUGAGGGUGUGAUCACCCCAGACAUGAUUCAGAUGAUGUUCUCAGAGGAUCCAGAUCAACAGCUUGUCGCCACGCAAAAAUUUAGGAAACUACUGUCCAAAGAGCCCAACCCUCCCAUUGAUGAGGUCAUAGCCACACCUGGUGUGGUCACCAAGUUUGUGGAGUUUCUGAAGAGGAGUGAGAACUGCACCCUGCAGUUUGAGGCAGCAUGGGCCCUGACCAACAUCGCCUCCGGCACCUUCCUGCACACCAAGGUGGUGAUCGAGACAGGGGCUGUGCCCAUCUUCAUCGAGCUCCUCAACUCCGACUACGAGGACGUCCAGGAGCAGGCUGUGUGGGCUCUGGGGAACAUUGCGGGGGACAACGCCGAGUGCAGAGACUACGUGCUCAACUGUGGCAUCCUGCCAUCUCUACAACAACUACUCGCCAAAUCCAAUCGCCUCACGACAACUCGGAACGCCGUGUGGGCGCUGUCCAACCUGUGCAGAGGGAAGAACCCGCCCCCAGACUUCUCUAAGGUUUCCCCCUGCCUGACCGUCCUGUCCAGGCUGCUGUUCAGCAGCGAUCCAGACGUGCUGGCCGAUGCCUGCUGGGCCCUCUCCUAUCUGUCCGACGGCCCCAACGACAAGAUCCAGACCGUCAUCGACUCCGGCGUCUGUCGCAGGCUGGUGGAGCUGCUCAUGCACAGUGACUAUAAAGUGGUCUCACCUGCUCUGCGUGCUGUGGGCAACAUAGUGACUGGAGAUGACAUCCAGACCCAGGUGAUCCUGAACUGCUCGGCGCUGCCCUGUCUGCUACACCUCCUCAGCAGUCCUAAAGAGUCCAUCAAGAAGGAGGCCUGCUGGACCGUGUCCAAUAUCACUGCAGGGAACCGAGCCCAGAUCCAGACGGUGAUCGACGCCAACAUCUUCCCGGUCCUGAUCGAGAUCCUGCAGAAGGCGGAGUUUAGGACCAGGAAGGAGGCGGCGUGGGCCAUCACCAACGCCACGUCUGGAGGCACGCCUGACCAGAUCAGGUACCUGGUGUCCCUGAACACCAUCAAGCCCAUGUGUGACCUGCUGACGGUGAUGGACUCCAAGAUCGUGCAGGUGUCCCUGAACGGCCUGGAGAACAUCCUGAGGCUGGGCGAGCAGGAGGCCAAGCAGAACGGCUCCGGCAUCAACCCCUACUGCGCCCUCAUCGAGGAGGCCUACGGCCUGGAUAAGAUAGAGUUCCUGCAGAGCCACGAGAACCAGGAGAUCUACCAGAAGGCCUUCGACCUGAUCGAGCACUACUUUGGGGUGGAGGAGGAGGAUACCAGCCUGGCCCCCCAGGUGGACCAGAACCAGGCCCAGUUCCUCUUCCAGCAGCAAGAGGGGCCCAUGGAGGGCUUCCAGCUUUAACCCUUACCCUCCCCACGCACAUUCUACUCUAACCCUCCCUCACCUCUCCUACCCCAACUCCCCUAUCCCUCCCGUAUCCGCCGACCCUAACCCUCCACCCCUCCUCUCAACCCUCCUGACCCUAACACAUGGGGUCGAUCUCUCCUGACCCUAACCCCGCUGGAUAGAACUGACGACCCCGCCUCGCUCCCCAUCUCCCCCUCUCAUUGUACUUGCCCUUGUGGCUUCUCCCCAGCCCUCCUUUCCCAAGGCCGGCCCCCUACCCCCACCCCUCCCAGAGGGAGAGACUGGUAGCGAGGGAGGAACUAAGAGGGAGGGGGAGAAAGAGAGAGACUGGAAAGGGCUUGGAUCAGUGUCCUUGCCGUGUGAAAACUCCUCAACCCGGCAUAGAGCAUCUGUGUGGACUGUGGCUUGCCCCUAGUGGACACACAUGGAAGUGGUUGUUUUGCUUUCUCCUUAAUCUCCUGUAUUAUGUUGUUGUUGUUGCUAUUAUUAUUAUUAUUAUAAACUGAGGAUUAUCAUUUCUCUAACAAAUUGACUUGGAUCACCCACCAUAUCCCAUUUUAAAUGUGAAACUACCUCUUCAGGCUUUCAGAUAAACAACAACAACAGCAUCAUAUAUAAACAUGAGUUCAGUAGAGUGCUGAUGGUCUACUUACUCAUUCCUGUCUCCGAGGACUUGAGGCACUGGAGCAGCUUAAAGGCCACGCCCACACAGGUCAUUCAGAAAACAUACAGGAAGUGUACACAUCUCAUGAUUAACCUGCCGCUAAAUGGCUUUGAGACCUCGCGAUGUGAAAAAUCACUCUUACUGAAAAUAUCCCUACAACGUCUCCACUUAAGUUCUCCUGGGCGAGAGACACUCGUCACGGCCUGGGGAUUCGUGUUGAUCCUUUAGAAAGACUAGUUUCUCGUCAGACAGAAAGCGAACGAGGAGAGGAGACGGAGAGAUGGAUUGAGGGAGCAGCGUGUCAAAACGGCAGUGGAGUGGUAAGUUGCAUUCGAAAGUGGUAGAGCCGAACAGUGUGGAUAGACUGGUGCUACUGCUCAUUCUGAAGAAGUACAGCCCCCCCCACCCCCCCUUAGAGGAGGACGCACAGCCUGAGAACGGGAACAGGGCCCUGUCCCAGGGCUACAGGGGUGCGACCCUAGAACUGAAAAGAAGCACUCAGUGGAUUUAUAGGUAUAUUAUUGUCAUCUCAUCAUGACCUUGUAGAUCAUGACCUUAUUUUCCUGCCUUGUUGUUUGUGGGGUGGGGGGGGGGGGUUACAUUCGCCGGCAAUGUACAACUGAAAUGGGAGUGUUCUGUAUAUUAUAUAUACACGUAAGAAAUGAAAUGUUAUAGUGUAUGUGACAUGGAAGGUGUGCCCUGGUGGUGAUGUGUGGUCUCCCAGGUUCUACCUUGUCACAUGUUCUGCUGCAGUAAUGUCUCAGAUACCUCCAUACAGACUUCAAUCUAUCCAUCCUUCCUAGAUGAAAUUACGAAUCUAAAAUGGUUGGAUAGGUGACAGUAAUAUGUGUAUGGGAAGGAAGGAUGCAUAACAGAGAUGGGGGGGGGGCUUUACACCAGUAUUCCAGCCCCUUGAUUCCAGCCCCUUGAUUGGUAGAGCCCCCUUCUCAAGCCUGUCUCUACAAUUGGUUCUCCUUAGCUUGAUACACGCACACACACAAAAAUGUAGAUGUGCAGCAGUGAUCGGCCCUGGAUGAAGAAUCUUUAUAUUCCCCUGAGAUGGAAAUUAUUUAUGAUGCACAGUUCUGUCAAGCACAUUAAAGCGUGUAUAGUUUUCUAAUAUGUCAUGUUUGUACGAUUGUAUAGUAUUUACUUUAUUUUAGGUUCGGUUGUGAGUUGUUUUCCCCUGUUUGGGAAUAGAUUUUGCAGUGAUUUAAUUUCUCUGGUCCAGAGCCGGGACCUUUUGGAUUGUGGCAGGCACUGAUUUGCUGGUUUAGUCUCUCCCGAGCUUCAAUUGGCUAUUUCCUUUCAUCCAACUGGCUGGUAGACAUCUUUAAUUGGCUCGCUGGCUCUCUCCUGUCAUCUGAUUAUGUGGCAGGCUCUCUCCUGUGCUGUAAUUGGCCGGUGAUGAUGCAGGGUGUAGGGGAAGGGAGCUGCACUAUAGGGCUCUGUCCCCACCUACGGCUCUACCUGAUGGAUGAGAUGUGAAUAUGACAAUGUUCUGUAAAAUUAUACUGAAUAAAUAUAAAAAGAUUUUCUCUUAA
Osmerus eperlanus (European smelt) is the source of this 3962-nucleotide messenger RNA. It is a transcript of the gene kpna5, whose product is annotated as karyopherin alpha 5 (importin alpha 6). The transcript is spliced from 14 exons. Gene Ontology annotation, biological process: NLS-bearing protein import into nucleus. Gene Ontology annotation, cellular component: nucleus; nucleoplasm; cytoplasm. The record is from RefSeq and is a predicted model, not a curated record. Lineage: Eukaryota; Metazoa; Chordata; Actinopteri; Osmeriformes; Osmeridae. Gene Ontology annotation, molecular function: protein binding; nuclear import signal receptor activity. The coding region runs from base 129 to 1748 and encodes 539 amino acids.